GCCAAAACUGUUGCUCAACAAUCAAUCAAUCAAGUACUGCUUAUGUCGUCUGCCAAUCGGUUGCAGAUUUUUGUGUGAUGAUCUGACAUUGAGGGUUAUUUAAGACUUAUUUGUGUAGUUAUAUAAACGUGCCAUUAUAAAUUGUCUUCUCUUGUAAAAGACAAGGAGUUAUCUUCGUUUCCUUUUGUCAAGUUAAAAUUCUCUUUAUUGCUUAAACUGAUAGUACAAUGCAUUUUGAUUUUUUGAAAAAUUCGUUGGAGCGUUUUCAAAACUUAAAAAGAAAAAAAUUCUUCUCUUACGGACUUCCAUUUUUAAUUCUCUUGGUUGGAGGAUCUUUUGGAAUUAAAUAUUUUGCCUCGCUUCGUUAUGAAGUUAGAAAAAGUGAACUGCUAAAGCCUGAAAAUCUUGAAAAGUAUGGUAUAAAGAAAAAGAAAGUUACUUUAGAGGAAGAAUAUGAGAAAAUAAAACAGCUAGAUAUUGAUAAUUGGGAAAACAUUAGAGGUCCCAGGCCAUGGGAAGAACCACAAUCUAAUCCAGAAAAAUAAUUUUCAUAAUUGUAUCAUAUGUAUUUAAUAUCAUGAUAAAUAAAGGUUUUCAUUUCUUAUAGAUUA
Molecule: messenger RNA, 611 nt
Organism: Parasteatoda tepidariorum (common house spider)
Lineage: Eukaryota; Metazoa; Arthropoda; Arachnida; Araneae; Theridiidae
Gene: l(3)neo43
Product: cytochrome c oxidase assembly protein COX16 homolog l(3)neo43
Biological process (GO): mitochondrial respiratory chain complex IV assembly
Cellular component (GO): mitochondrial inner membrane
Source: RefSeq, a predicted model, not a curated record